This is a messenger RNA of Hydractinia symbiolongicarpus, 1132 nucleotides long. RefSeq names its product TBC1 domain family member 7-like. Gene Ontology annotation, molecular function: GTPase activator activity. The transcript has a single exon. Bases 85 to 1011 code for a protein of 308 amino acids. Gene Ontology annotation, biological process: activation of GTPase activity; negative regulation of TOR signaling. Lineage: Eukaryota; Metazoa; Cnidaria; Hydrozoa; Anthoathecata; Hydractiniidae. The record is from RefSeq and is a predicted model, not a curated record.
UAAUCUAAAUUGUGUUAUAUUAUUCGUUUAGUUUUAACACUAUCAAUGUAUUAUUAAUGUAUUUUUCCUUUCCAAAGAGAAAGAAUGAGUAAAGAAACAACAGAUUGCAGAAAUUUCCGCAUGUUAUAUUAUGAACAACUUGGUUUGCGUAAUGUUGACCAAAAAAAAGCUCUAGAAGUUCUGUUAAAUGAAGAUCCUUUGGACCAAGAAAAGCUAAAGAUUUUUUCUCAGCAGUUUAUUCUGCCAGCUGUAUUAAGGCCUGUGGUAUGGAAAGUUUUGUUAAACAUUACUCCAAUUCACAAAGAGUCCAUGGAAUUUGUUGUUAGACAGCGACAGGGACAAUACAAUGAUUUAAAGCAGGCACUUGCAACAAUGAAAAUGAUAUCUAUAGAUCCUGAUCUUCAUGAGGAAAAUCAACCACACAAGACUAUUGUAUUAAUGUAUUUGUUAGAAAAUGGCAUGUUAAGUGUUCUACAUAAAAACAUUCGAAAAAAAGAUGGACAUAAAGUAUUUGUUUUACAAUCUAUAAGUAAGAUUGUAUGUGAAAUUAUCCAUAGCGAAUGUGAUGCAUAUUGGAUAUCCAAAUAUAUGUUUAAAGCGCAAGAACAGUUUAUUAGUUUAUUUGUGAGACUUCCGAAGUAUGUCAAAUAUUACCUACAACUUGAAGACAAACGUUUAUUUGAGCAUCUCUGUGAAAUACAAUUAUUUAAAAUGCUACCUUAUGACAAAUGGUUUCAGACAUAUUUUGCACCAGUGUUCUCAGAAUCCUUAGUUUAUUUGGAAAAGGUACUUGAUAAACUUGUUGCAGGGUCAUGUAAUAUUUUGGUGUUUGUUUUUGUUGCUAUGUUGUUGACAUUUUCGAUAAAAUUAAAAGAAGUUAAAUCUUCUGAAGAAGCUCUCAAAAUCAUAAGCUGUCUCAAUGCUGAUGCUGGACAAAAUGUUAUUGACAAAACAAUGGAACUGUGGGAACAACAUAGAAAGUCAAUUUCUGUUGAACUCGGAUGUCAUUAGUAUAAUUCUAAUAUUUGUGCAAGAAAUAACCUUAUAUAAAUUAUAUUCUUUAAUGUUAUUGACAUUUAUUGUAUACUAUGAUUUAAUUGGUUAAGCAACUAAAAUAUAACUAAAUAUUUAU